Molecule: messenger RNA, 1707 nt
Organism: Fusarium venenatum
Lineage: Eukaryota; Fungi; Ascomycota; Sordariomycetes; Hypocreales; Nectriaceae
Source: RefSeq, a predicted model, not a curated record
AUGAAGGCAGAACUUGGGAGUUCGCUUCCACCAGGAGAUAAGCAUGCAAGUCCAACUUGCCCCCACCCUCGAGAUGAAUUAACAGGAUUGAAGGCAGUCAGUGUUUACAUACCAACGUGGAAAGAUACGUUGGCUUGGGCGAGGCGAGAUCCAGAAUUGAUAUCACAGCUAAAGACCGGCUACCCUCGAUUCUUCGUACCGCUUGUCGUCGGCCAGCUCUCAGAAAAGUUACUACAAUGGCCCUCCUGCGAAUCAACCCCGGAUAAGCUCCCGUCCGAGUUGAGAGCUUUAUUAGCCGCUCCUGGACGGUCAGCGAUGCUUCUGCCAGCAGGCCAUUACGCGAACAUGUGUCAGAAAUAUCUCAACGCCCAAAACAAGGGAGCCGUAUUUGCCUUGCAAGCCGAUUUCAACAAAGGAGUCUACCUUGCAGAGACUCUAUACAAGAAGUGCUCUCCUGACGAGAUUUAUGCAGUCGUAUAUCCUCGAGAACUGGCUGCGGAAGCUAAAGCAUUUUGGCAGCAUACCGGUUUUGGAGUCUCGAGCCGACGAGCGACACACUGGCUGGAAAGCGCCCCGUUCUUGAACCGGGAUAAUAAAUCACCUACAUGCCGUCUCCAAAGCGACGAGGCUGCAGAUGCUAAAGUUCGGGUACAAAAACGAAUAGCCCGCUUGUUCAGCACAGAGACUAACAACCUGGAUGCGGAUGAUAUUUUCUUGUACCCAAGUGGCAUGUCAUCAAUAAGCCAUACUGCUGACACCAUUGUACAUAUGAAAACCGAUAAAAAGAGGACUGUCGCAAUUUUCGGAUUCCUCUAUGUUGACACUUUCAAAGUCCUUAGCAAGAUCUACGGGUUCGACUGCAAGCUCUACGGUGCUACGCCGUCCGACCUGGAUGCACUUGAAGCCGAUCUAGCUGGAGAACUACAGCUGAGUGCUCUCUUCACCGAGUUCCCAGGCAACCCUCUUCUCGGCUCAGUAGAUCUCGAGCGUCUAAAGAAGCUCGCUAUCGACUAUGAGUUUUUAUUCGUAGUGGAUGAUACCGUCGCUACAUCAGUCAAUGUCGAGCUCAUAUCGUACUGCGACGUCGUAUGCACAAGCCUGACAAAGAUGUUCAGCGGUAGCUGCAAUGUUAUGGGUGGAAGCAUAGCGCUUAACCCCCAAUCCAGACUUUUCUCAGUCAUGAAGCGGCUUCUAAAAGACGGAUUUGUCGAUACAUACUUCUCCCCAGACGCAAUAGUGAUGGAGAAGAACAGCGCGGAUUUUCAAGAGCGAGUCAUUACUGCAAGCGAAAACGCAGAGCGGACAGCAGCAAUGCUUCGAAACCAUGAAUCGGUCGAACAAGUCUACUAUCCGAAGGGCAACCCGACACAGGACAUCUACGAAAAAUACAAGCGACCAGAGAGGGGCUACGGAUAUCUUCUUUCCAUUCGUUUCAGGACUCCAGAAGCUGCUAUAGCGUUCCACGAUGCGCUGAAUGUGGCCAAGGGUCCAAGUCUAGGAACCAACUUCACUCUCUGCUGUGCGUAUACGCUUUUCGCACACUUUUCUGAGCUUGAUUGGGCAGCAAAGUAUGGAGUAGUCGAGCACUUGGUUCGGGUCAGCGUCGGUAUCGAAAGUCAAGAGACUUUGGACGAACUUGUUAGGACAGCAUUGAGUGCAGCGUCACAGGCGAAACAGGAGUAUGGUUACAUCGGUGGUAAACUGUGA